AUGGCUUCUUGUUCUUCACCUCGUCAUGUAAAGUAUGAUGCUUUUCUUAGUUUUAGAGGUGAGGACACUCGGGACAAUUUUACUAGCCACCUCCAUGCAGCUUUGUGCCGAAGAAAAAUUAGAACUUUUAUUGAUAAUGAACUUAGAAGAGGAGAUGAGAUUUCGCCAUCUCUUUUGAAUGUAAUCGAAAGAUCAAAGAUUUCGAUUAUUAUUUUCUCUAAAGGCUAUGCUUUUUCUCGAUGGUGCCUGGAAGAACUUGUGAAGAUCCUCGAGUGCAAGAGAAUUUACGGUCAGAUUGUCAUACCGAUUUUCUAUCAUAUAAAACCGUCAGAAUUACGGAAGCAAGGGAGGACUUUUGGAGAUGAGUUUGUUGAGCAUGAAGGAAGACUUGGGGAGAAGCAAGAGAUGCUGCAGAGAUGGAGAAAUGCAUUGACCGAAGCUGCUAAUAUCUCUGGCUUUGAUUCAACUGCCAACAGGCCUGAAUCAAAGCUUAUAGAGAAAAUUGUUGAAGAUGUUUUGAAGCGAUUGAAUGAUAUGUCGACUAGUGAUAACAAAAACUUGGUAGGAGUAGGAAUGAAAAUCCAAAAAAUUAAAUCUUUGUUGUGUAAUGAGUCAAAUGAAGUAUGCAAGAUAGGACUUUGGGGAAUGGGUGGUAUAGGCAAGACAACCAUUGCUAAUGCAGUAGAAGAAUCAGAGAGACGUGGGUUACAUCAAUUACAAAAAGAUCUUCUUUCUACAAUAUUGGAGGAUGGCCACCUCAAUGUAAGGCUCACUUUCACAAGAGAAAGACUUAGACGGAAGAAGGUUCUUAUUGUUUUUGAUGAUGUCACACAUUUAAAUCAAAUAAAUGAAUUAAUUGGAAGUCUUGAAAACCUUGGUUCAAGAAGUCGAAUCAUUAUAACAACAAGAGAUAAACAAGUGUUGAAAAAUUGUGGACUAGAUGAUGAUACCAUUUAUGAGGUUAAAGAAUUACAAGCUGGUGAAGCUUUUCAACUUUUUAAACAACAUGCAUUCAAGCAAAACCAUCUCAUUGAUGAAGAUUAUAUAAAGCUCUCAGGUAGAGUAAUAAGUUACACUAAAGGUGUGCCUUUAGCUCUAAAGGUCUUGGGUUCCUUUCUACUUGAUAGAGGGAAACAUGAAUGGGAAAGUGCGCUAGAUAAAUUAGAGAGAUCUCCACAUAGAGAUAUCCAAAUGGUGUUGAAAAUAAGCUAUGAAGGACUCGAUGAUGAAGAGAAAAGUAUAUUUCUAGAUAUUGCAUGUUUUUUCAAAGGAUGGGAUGAAUAUCUUGUGAAAAAAUUUUUUUGUAAAAAUUGCUCGUCGGCAAAUAUUACAAUAAGUGUUCUCAUUGAUAAGGCUGUCAUAACUACUUCAAACAACACCAUAACAAUGCAUGAUUUGCUUCAAGAAAUGGGUCGAGAAAUUGUUCGAAAAGAAUCCAAUAACAAACCUAGCCAACGUAGUCGAUUGUGGGAUAAUAAUGAUGUUCAUUAUGUAUUGAAAAGAAACUUGGGAACUGAUAUAAUACGAGGGCUUUGCUUUGAUACAUCAGAAAUGAGAGAGAUACACUUAAAUCCUUAUGUUUUUUCUGAGAUGAGUAAUCUAAGAUAUAUAAUAGUACAUAACUCAAAGCACAGAGAAAACAAUAUCAAGCUACAUGGUUUUGAAGGCCUUGAAUGUGAUUUCAUAGAGUUGAGAUGCUUCUGCUGGGAUGAUUACCCCUACAAAUCGUUGCCAUCGAAAUUUUACCCAGAAAACCUUUUUGUACUUAAGAUGCAACACGCCAAUCUUGAACAACUAUGGGCUGGUAUCAAGAACUUUGCUAAUUUAAAGUACAUUGACCUGAGCAACUCAAAACAUCUACUUAAGGUCCACCUUUUAGAGGCUCCAAAUAUCGAGAGCUUGAUUUUGGAAGACUGUAUAAGUUUGUCUGAGAUCACUCCUCCAUCUCAGAAUCUCAAUAAACUUAUUAAUUUGAAUCUAAGAAACUGCAGAAGCCUUAUCAGCAUUCCAAUUGGUAUUCAAUCAAAGUCUCUUAGAGAUGUUAUUCUCUCUGGCUGCUCUAAUCUCAACGAAGCUCCAAGCAUCUCGUGUGAUAUGGAACGAAUAUGUUUAGAUGGAACAGCAAUAAAAGAAUUAUCUUCUUCCAUCGAAUGUCCUUCCAAACUAGUUGAAUUGAAUCUUAAGGACUGUUCAAACCUUCAAAGUCUUCCAGGCAGCAUUUGUAAUUUGAAGUCUCUUCGGCAUCUUAAGCUCUCAGGCUUGUCAAAUCUUAAGAUGGUUCCAGAGAUCCCAUGCAAGUUAGAAGAGUUAUACUUAGAUGGGACUGCAAUAAAAGAAUUGCCUUCGUCGAUUGAGGAUGCAUCUAAUCUAAUUAAAUUGGAUCUCAGAAAUUGUUCAAGUCUUGAGUGUCUUUCAAAUGACAUUUGUAAAUUGAAGUCUCUUAGAUAUCUUUAUAUCUCUGGGUGUUCCAAACUAUGCAGAUUGCCUGACGAGAUAGGAAAUUUAGAAAGCUUAGAAGUGCUAGAAGCUAAUGGAGUUACUAUAAGAGAAUUACCUUCAUCAAUGAUACUUCUGAAAAACCUUCAUGAUUUGUCAUUCGAGAGAUGGAAGAGUCAAAAGCUGUUGUCUUCGCUAUCACCCAUUUUAUCAGGUUUGCAAUUUUUAAGGAGAUUAAAUUUGAAUCACUGCAGUGUUACAGAGUUACCCAGUAAUCUCGACCAGCUGCACUUACUCAGAGAUUUAGAAUUAGAAGGGAACAAUUUUGAGAGCGUACCAACAAACAUCAUGAACCUUUCUGAGUUACGCCUCCUUAACUUAAGGUUUUGUGAUCGGCUUCGAUCUUUACCGAGGCUUCCGCGCAAUAUACAAGAUCUAAAGGCAGAUGGGUGCAAAUUGCUGAAAACAUUAUCUGGUUUGACAAUUCCAAGUCAGGGAUAUUACAAAAGGACACUCAGCUUCAUCAAUUGUUUUAAUCUUGAUUGGAAUGUACUCAGAAAUAUUUUGAAUGAUUCGGUAUUGAAAAUGUACUCCGAUAGAACUUUGUGGUUGGACUUUACUGAGGGAGUUGGUAGUCGAGAAGGUUGCAUGUGUUUCCCUGGAAGUGAAAUCCCAGAGUGGUUUGACAUUCAAAGUAAUGGAUCUUCCAUAGAGGUACCAAAAGGUUCGUUCAAUCACAAGUUUCUGGGUUGUGUCUUCUGCACAAUCGUUGGUUUCCCAGAUUAUCAUCGUUUCUUCAACGACAUAGUAAUUCGGUAUGAGUUGCGGCUGAAAUGGGAAGAUAGUCACAAGACAGUUGCUAAAACAAAAUUUUCGGUUCUUAAACCCAAGUACAUUGAAUCAGAUCAUGUAUUCGUGGGGUAUAAUUGCAGUACAUCUGAGUUUCAUGAAUUCCCCGGCAAUACAGAGGCCAUUAUCAUUUUCAACAGUCCCAACAGUGUAAUAAAGAAGUGUGGGGUACAUUUAUUGUUCACUCAACAGACUGAGGAACCUAUGAAAAGAUCCAGAUGUACCAUCUUUAACGAAGAUGAAGCACACUCCAAGAGAUUGAAAUCUUCCGAUUUCUUUGAAGGCGAAUCCAGCUCAAGUUUGGACCUGAAAAGGCCUGAAUUGCAUCUAGUACCACAUGAGACGGAAGCCGUAGGAGAGUUCGAUCCAAGUGCAAAUGAAUCCACCAGCUUUACUCUUUUGGAUUUGGAUGAAUUCUCUCAAGUUUUUGUUGGAACAACAAUGGGUAUGAAUGUCACAACCACUCUAGGAACCACUGACUAUGCUGAGGCAGAAUCUAGUACUGGAAGUGGCUGCUAUUCUGAUGAAGAUGAAGUGAUGAAUAGUUGA
Molecule: messenger RNA, 3834 nt
Organism: Mangifera indica (mango)
Lineage: Eukaryota; Viridiplantae; Streptophyta; Magnoliopsida; Sapindales; Anacardiaceae
Product: disease resistance-like protein DSC1
Exons: 7
Coding region: 1-3834 (1277 amino acids)
Biological process (GO): signal transduction; defense response
Molecular function (GO): ADP binding
Source: RefSeq, a predicted model, not a curated record